AUGUCAAGUCCUGUGGUUUCAGCGCUAAAACGUGUGGUAUUCUUAACUAAGAAUGUCGAUCACUUCUACAGACUUUACAUCCGAUAUCUAGCUAAUAAAGCAACUGACAGUGGACCACUAGAAUUUCAUUACAUGUUGUCUGAAUUGAGCAGUAAGAAAAUCCAUUUUUCCAAAAUUCAUGUCACGUUUCCUAUAAUUACUAAUUCUCGUUGCGGUCAAAGUGAAACUUUAAAUUUGUGA
Messenger RNA from Funneliformis caledonium, 240 nucleotides. NCBI's taxonomy places the organism in Eukaryota, Fungi, Glomeromycota, Glomeromycetes, Glomerales, Glomeraceae. The record is from the annotation of a GenBank genome assembly.